This is a messenger RNA of Acaulospora morrowiae, 152 nucleotides long. Lineage: Eukaryota; Fungi; Glomeromycota; Glomeromycetes; Diversisporales; Acaulosporaceae. The record is from the annotation of a GenBank genome assembly.
AUGCAAGACUGGCAUGGAUCCUUAAUGCUCAAACAUGCAAUUUGAGGAUAGACUUCCACGACCAAAAACGUGAAGAUAAAAAAGAAAACAAAAAUCUUGAGUGGAGUAAUAGAGACCAUUUUUAUGAUGAAUAUGGACUUGAGAAGAAAUGA